AGUUGAAUUUCUACAUUCGGAUAAGUUGGGUAAAAUGGAGAUUUAGUAAAGCAGAACUUCACCUUUUGGAGAAAUGGAUUUAAAAUACUGUUUUAUAUUACUGUUUGGUAUCAUAAAUGAGGUACUACAAGUCUCAGGAAUUGCACCUAAAGGUCAUCCUAGAGAGAUGAAAACAAAAUCAGUAGAAAAAAAUCUUAUCAGAAUGUUAUUAAAUCGAUAUGAACAAUUUGGAGUAAUUGGACGACCAGUAAAUGACAGCAAAAUUAAAGUCGAUGUUCGUUAUGGAUUACAACUUUUCCAAAUUUUGGAUUUAGAUGAAAAUAAACAAAUUUUACGAACUAAUUGUUGGUCGAUGUAUAAAUGGACAGAUUCUCUACUUCGUUGGAAUGAAAGUGAUUAUGGAAAUAUCAAAACAGUUCGAAUAUUCCCUUCACAGAUUUGGACGCCGGAUAUCAAACUGUAUAAUUUUGCUGAUGAACGCUUACGUGAACACAGAGAUGCUCGUGUUGUAGUGUCAAGUAAUGGAGAAAUGUUAUGGGUUCCACAAGCAUUGUUUAAAAGUACAUGUGAAGUUGAAAUCACAUAUUUCCCUUUUGAUACACAAAUAUGUAUGCUAGAAUUCGGAUCUUGGACGUACGAUAAAACACAAAUGGACAUAUCAUGGUGGAUUCCAGAUUCACCUCCCAUAGAAGAAAUGCCAUAUUUAGAUUUCUCAGAUUAUGUACCAAGUAAUGAAUGGCGUACGGAUGGCGAGAAAGAACGUGAAGUACACCAUGUCAACCGUACUAUACAAAUUCGAUCAGUUAAGAAACAUCGACGUCGAAGUCAAACUGUUGGUAAUGAAGUGAUCACAAGAGAAUAUCCAGUUUUACGAUAUUUAAUACGUUUGAGAAGGAACCCGAGUUUUUAUGUAUUCAUGUUAGUGAUUCCAUGUGUUUUGUUAUCAUCUUUAACAUUGGUUGUAUUCUGGUUGCCGCCAGAAUCUCCAGCAAAAAUGAUGCUUGGUAUGAAUAUAUUUGUUGCAUUUUUCGUUUUACUCUUACUGUUGGCUGAGUCCACACCUAGUGCUGUGAAAAAUUUCCCACUAAUUGGAGUGUAUUUUUGUUUGAAUAUGAUUAUGAUCACACUGUCCACGUUUUUGGCAACUUUGGUGAUCCAUCUUUAUUUUCGAGGCGAUCGUAAUGGAUCAGUUCCUUAUGUUUUGAGAAGAAUUAUUAUAGAGGGUAUUGGACGACUCACAUUAGUACGACAGCGAAUUCCUCUACCGGAAAUGAAAAAACCAAUUAGGCCGGCAAUAAUAAAACCUCACAAGAAGAUUCAAAUUCCAGGUAUGUCACCCAAUAAAAUGCCAACAAAUGAAGAAACAUACUGUGAGAAUGAACGUAUUAAACAUUUUGGAGGUGGAGCAUUUCAACAAUGCAAUAUGAUUGGUAGUAAUUUUUUGUAUGGAGAAGAGCAAUUAGGAGGAGCUGCUAGUAAUUGGUUUGCUCCAAAUGAACGUCGUUCUGUCCCAAGAUACCCUAAUCAAUUCGAUUCUUAUCCAAUGGCCACACCAAUUAAUAAUAUAUCUCAUAUACCGGGAAGUGCGGGCAAAUCAUCAGAAAAUGAGCCAGAUAAUGCAGUUAAUCAUGAUGAAUCACCAUCAGUUUUAAGUUCAACCACUACAUUGGAGCGUGAUGUGAGAGAGUUGAAAAAAUACGUCAAAAUGUUAGUUAACCGACAAAAGGAAACAGCUCGUAAAAGUUUAGUGGCUAUGGAAUGGCGCACUUUGGCUAUUGUCUUAGAUCGUUUAUUUUUCUUUAUUUACAUUACCACCAUAGUAAUUGCAGUAGUUGUUUCAGUACCACGAAGUACUGAACCAGAAGUUCCACCAGCAUUUCGCGAUGAUUAAAACUGUUGACUGUAUCAAGAGAUACCAAUGAACGAACGACUUUUUGCUCAGAAAAAAAUCAUUUGAUGAAAUUGAAUUAAAACAUAAUUAGUCAAUAUAUUUUUAUUUUCUAAAUCUCUUGGCUAGCAAAACCAUUUUCAUGUUUUUUCUUCAUUCUUAAUAACUGUUAAUAAUUUAUUUCUUUGACUAACAAUUAUUGUACGAAACAAAUUUUAAACAUUGAAAGGAGAUACUAUUUACAAAUUUCGAAUUAUCAUUUUUACUAAGCAUCACAUUUUAAAAUAGAAUAAUCUCUUUUCAUUAGAUUCUUUUACAUAUUGUGUCAUGCAUAUAUUUUUCUCUUAUUUAUAAAAUUGUAUCACAACAUCUUUCAGUUUUACUGUUCAUACAUGUGAAUUGUCUUUGAUUUGAUAAUCCAUAUUCAUUCUUUUUUGUUUUUUAAACUGUUAUAUAUUUCAUUUGUGUAUAAGUUUCAAUAGUUCUCAUACAGUAUAAUACAGGAUGAUAUUUCAAUAGAUGUUUUCAUGAAUUGUUUGUUGGUCACUUUGACUAUGGUAGGGAAAUGAUUACAAAAUGCACAUAUUCAAUUUAACGUACACAAAGAACUGUUGUUUAAAAAAAAUAAUAUUUUGUUUUUAUUGU
This is a messenger RNA of Schistosoma margrebowiei, 2533 nucleotides long. The record is from the annotation of a GenBank genome assembly. NCBI's taxonomy places the organism in Eukaryota, Metazoa, Platyhelminthes, Trematoda, Strigeidida, Schistosomatidae.